CUGAUGUUGCUGGUAGCGCAUCAUCAGGAAGUGUUCCUGUAUUUCUCUAGUCCAGUUUGAACUUUUGCAGAUUGCGUGUGAACUAAAUAUGUGUAGGGGCUGUGUGCAGGAGGAGUAUCCUGAGCGGGGUAACACCUGCUUAGAGACUGGAUCAUUUUUGCUAAACUACUUAAGCUGUGCUCAGUGCAAUAAACGAGAUUUUAUGCUCAUUGGCAACAAAGCAACAGAAGAAGAAGAUGGCGAAGAAAUCAUCACUUAUGACCAUAUGUGUAAAAACUGCCACCAUGUUAUCGCAAAGCACGAGUAUACUUUUAGUGUUGUAGAUGACUAUCAGGAGUACACCAUGCUCUGUAUGUUGUGUGGAAGAGCAGAGGAUUCAAUCAGUGUUCUUCCAGAUGACCCAAGACAGAUGGCUCCCCUGUUCUAAAGAAGCUGUAUUUUACAAAUUAUUUUUACCUCACGCAUAAAGCUAGACCACAUCUCACACCUGUUUGAUAUUGUUUUGCAGAUUAUAUGUCUUGAGGAUUUAUAAUGUACCGCUGGUCAUAUCAAUGUCAAAAAACUUUUUAUUGAUUAAUCAUAUUUUUUUAUUUUUAAAGCAAUAAUUUUUGAGAUGUUAGUCUUUUUGCAUUUUUGCUGUGUUAAAGUUAAAAUUGAAGAAAGGUCACAAUGGAGUACUUAUUGCACAAUGCUGUAUGUUGUUCUUUAAUAUAUAUUGAUGCUAUUAAAGUAAUGUUUUAAGAAAAA
Bombina bombina (fire-bellied toad) is the source of this 747-nucleotide messenger RNA. Its product is annotated as protein Churchill. The transcript is spliced from 4 exons. Lineage: Eukaryota; Metazoa; Chordata; Amphibia; Anura; Bombinatoridae. The record is from RefSeq and is a predicted model, not a curated record. Bases 89 to 427 code for a protein of 112 amino acids. Gene Ontology annotation, molecular function: zinc ion binding. Gene Ontology annotation, biological process: multicellular organism development; fibroblast growth factor receptor signaling pathway; positive regulation of DNA-templated transcription.